CGAUACAGAGAGGAGAGAGAGAGGAGAGAGGAGAGACGAUAACAAGAAGAGUGGGAUACCAUCACCAAAGCUUUGUGCUGUUCUUGUUCCACCACCGCCACACCAGGCAGUGAACCAGCCAGCCAGUCAGCCAGCCAGUCAGUGAACCAGUCCACUAGCUCCAGCAUGGCCACCAUCACCUGCACACGCUUCACUGAGGAGUUCCAGCUCUUUGAGGAACUGGGGAAGGGAGCCUUUUCAGUGGUGCGCCGCUGCUUGAAGGUGCUGUCAGCACAGGAGUACGCUGCCAAGAUCAUUAACACCAAGAAACUCUCAGCCAGAGACCACCAGAAGUUGGACCGGGAAGCCAGAAUCUGUCGACUGCUGAAACACUCCAACAUAGUUCGUCUCCAUGACAGUAUUUCAGAAGAGGGUCACCAUUAUCUGAUAUUUGACCUGGUGACAGGAGGAGAGCUGUUUGAAGACAUUGUGGCCAGAGAGUACUACAGUGAAGCAGACGCCAGUCAUUGUAUUCAACAGAUUCUGGAGGCGGUGCUACAUUGUCAUCAGAUGGGAGUGGUCCAUAGAGACCUGAAGCCGGAGAACCUCCUCCUGGCGUCCAAGUCUAAGGGAGCAGCAGUGAAGCUGGCAGACUUUGGCCUGGCCAUAGAGGUGGAGGGGGACCAACAGGCCUGGUUCGGCUUCGCUGGAACACCAGGGUAUCUGUCACCAGAGGUUCUGAGGAAGGACCCAUAUGGCAAGGCUGUGGACCUGUGGGCAUGUGGUGUGAUUCUGUACAUCCUCCUGGUGGGUUAUCCCCCUUUCUGGGACGAGGACCAGCACAGACUGUACCAGCAGAUCAAGGCGGGGGCGUAUGACUUUCCGUCUCCAGAGUGGGACACAGUGACUCCCGAGGCCAAGGAUCUGAUCAACAAGAUGCUGACCAUCAACCCUGCCAAACGAAUCACUGCUUCUGAGGUCCUCAAACACCCCUGGAUCUCUCAUCGCUCCACCGUGGCCUCUUGUAUGCAUAGACAGGAGACAGUAGAGUGUCUCAAGAAGUUCAACGCCCGACGGAAGCUCAAGGGUGCCAUCCUCACUACCAUGUUGGCCACCAGGAACUUCUCUGGGGGGAAGAGCGGAGCCAACAAGAAAGCUGACGGUGUGAAGAAAAGGAAGUCCAGUUCCAGCGUGCAGCUGAUGGAAUCUUCUGAGAGCACCAACACCACUAUAGAAGAUGAGGACACCAGGGUUAGGAAACAGGAGAUCAUCAAAGUGACGGAGCAGCUUAUUGAAGCCAUCAGCAAUGGAGACUUUGAGAGCUACACGAAGAUGUGUGACCCCAGUGUGACGGCGUUUGAACCAGAGGCUUUGGGGAACCUGGUAGAGGGCCUGGACUUCCACCACUUCUACUUUGAAAACUUGUGGUCCAAGAACAGCAAACCAGUCCACACCACCAUCCUGAACCCCCACAUCCACCUGAUGGGCGAGGAGGCGGCCUGCAUCGCCUACAUCCGCAUCACCCAGUACCUGGACGCCCAGGGCAUGCCCCGCACUGCCCAGUCAGAGGAGACGCGCAUCUGGCACCGCCGCGACGGCAAGUGGCAGAUAGUCCACUUCCACCGCUCUGGCUCACCCUCCGCCCUCACCAAUUGAGCUCCGGAGUGGGAGGGGUAUUGAGCGACAGUCUCUGUGAUUGACAGCAGCGAUGACCAGUUGGCUGAGUGGGAGGGAACACAGAAGGACCCGCCCCCCAGUGGCAGGACCAACCACCAGCCCUCUGCUUCUCAUCUCGACAUCAUCUAGCCAUCCUCUCCGUCUCGGUCAUCGACCAAUAAUUAAUCAUCGCCCCGUCAUCUAAUUUAAUCAUGUACUGUAUGACUAUAUAAUCUAUCUCACAGGCCAGUCACUUUGUGUUCCAGGGAGGUAAGACACCUAGACGUUCUGGUUCCUGUCUCCAUGUUUUCACUUCCUCUUUUGACCUCAAAGGAGACAUAAGACUGGUUUGCAGAAAAAGACGAUAAUUUACGAUUAGUUGUAACCUCUUAGGCCUGUUCCUGUUUCCUUAUUACCCAACAUUUCCUUUCUGCUACAACAACUGUUAAUUAAUGACACACUAACAUGCACACAAUCACACACAGACACACACAGAUACACACACACAAUAACACAAUAAUAAUAAUUAUACAUGUUAGUAAGUUGUACUGACUGAAUAUGUUAGAGCCACAAAUAUAUUUACUUUAUAUUAAUUGUUUUUCAAGUAGUGUGUGUGUGUGUGCAAUUACAGUCCUCUAGAGGAAUCUGGAGGUCAAUCCCUGCUAACUUGGAGGUUCUACCAGACCUUGUCAGGGGUCAGGGGUCAGGGUGUGUAGGUCUCCUGUCUGUGUUGCUGUACUGUCACUUUAGGUCUCAGAGGCAGGAUGACACAGCUGUACCUGAACACAGAUUAAACCCUCUGCCUGACAGCUACCCCCAGGGCCUCCACACGAGAGACCCCAAGUUCAGAAUUAGGCUAAAGAAAGUACUUAAAUAUUGCCCUGCCCUAAAUGUUAAAAUGUCCUGGAGCUUCGAGUUAUGUCUGUGGUUGGACCUCGCUAAAACUCAGACACUGGUUACAGGUAUGGAUGACCCCCCCGCCACCCCCCCCCCCAACACCACCACACCCCCCUCAAAGUCUGUAACACCCUCAGUCCCUCUAAGAUUCCCUGCAAUAAGCCGCUUGCUGUGUUUGACUUCCUACUGCCCCAUGGCCGCAGAGAUGUGGGUUUUUGAAAAACGACAGUUGAUUUUCUGCGUUCUGAUUCUAUUCAUUCGUGUUGGCUGCUUCUGUUCUAGGUGUUUAUCAAUCUCUUCCUAACCCUCUUUCUCAAGUAUUAUAGCACACACAUGUAUUGCAUGACAAUGUACAAAAAUGAAAACUGAUUAUUUACACGUUUAUGUUUAAUGGCUGAAAUCUGAUGUCCGAAGGCACUUCAGAUGUACUGUCCCAGCGAUUUGAAACACUGUUCUUUCUAUGGUCAAGCGAAUGUACAAAGUGGUAAAUGAAGGUUAUUGUUAUCAGCUUUAUAAUGUUCUUUAGAAAAUAUAAUAUAUAUACAUAUAUGUUUACCCUCUGACUAAAAUGGAUGCUUUACAGAAUGACUAUGUUGUGAAACACUGCCAGUUUAGGCACUGAUAAUAUUGUUACAGUAUUGCUAGUUCCUGUUGCUGCUGUCAGCAUUGGAGCAAGGUAUACCACAAAUUUUGUACUGUACAGUUAAACUAGUCUUCUGAAAAUGUGAGGAAGGAAUCUCCUGAACCAGGACACAUCUAUCUGGGUACUCAAACACACCCAGGACAUUACACUCUGUUCCAGCUCCAGGGUAGUCUAUACACCUAUGGUAGUCUAGGUUAGGCUCUAUAGGCUAUACACUUAGUCUAGUUUAGGUUAGGCUAUAUAGUAUAUACUCGUAGGCUAAUCUAUAUAGUCUAUACCUCCAGGUUAGUCUAGAUCAGUCUAUAUAGUCUAUACCCCUAGGCUAGUUUAGGUUAGUCUAUAUAUGUUAGACUAUAUACUCAACACCCCUGUCUAUAUAGUCUAUCACUAGGCUAGUCUAGGUUAGUCAUAUGGUCCAGUGUGAUCUAUAUGUCUCUAGGCUAGUCCAGUGUGAUCUAUAUGUCUCUAGGCUAGUCCAGGCUGGUUUAUACCCCUAGGUCAAUCUAGGUUAGUCUAUACAGUCUAUUCUUUAUAGCCCAAGGUUAGUCUGUAUAGUCCGGGUAGUUUUUUAAGCCUAGGCAGUCUUUAUACCUAGUCUAUUUAGUCCACGGUGGUCUAAUUAUCUUUACGCUAGUCUAUAGAUUUAAGGUUAGUGUUCAUAGUCCGGGUUACUCUAUUUAGUUUAGGUUAGAAUAUAUAGUCUAGGUUAGUCUACAUAGUCCAGGUGACUCUAUAUAGUCUAAGGUUAAUAGUUUUAGUCUAGGUUAGUCAUUAUACCCCCCAGUCUUUAUAUCAGUUUGUAUAGCCUGGUCCUGGUCUUGGUUCUGGUUCUGGUCCUGGUUCUAAGAGCACAACGUAGACACCAGUCUGCUGACUGUAGUGUACAUGUAUGUGGCUUUGUGUCAGUGGAGGCAUGCAAGUUUGUAAUGUGCUGAAGUUGAUGUGUGUGUGUGUUUUUAACAUUGAUUUUGUAAAGAUUAUCUGAAGCAGUAAUUUGCAGUUGUUCUGUAAAACUGUUGUGGGUGUGGUCCUGUAAAUAAAAGAUUAUGACAUUAAAGACAUAGACACAGUG
This is a messenger RNA of Osmerus eperlanus (European smelt), 4247 nucleotides long. RefSeq names its product calcium/calmodulin-dependent protein kinase II alpha (gene camk2a). The record is from RefSeq and is a predicted model, not a curated record. Gene Ontology annotation, biological process: protein phosphorylation. Gene Ontology annotation, molecular function: calcium/calmodulin-dependent protein kinase activity; calmodulin binding; ATP binding. Bases 166 to 1635 code for a protein of 489 amino acids. The transcript has 19 exons. NCBI's taxonomy places the organism in Eukaryota, Metazoa, Chordata, Actinopteri, Osmeriformes, Osmeridae.